Megalobrama amblycephala (Wuchang bream) is the source of this 3332-nucleotide messenger RNA. It is a transcript of the gene siah2l, whose product is annotated as seven in absentia homolog 2 (Drosophila)-like. The record is from RefSeq and is a predicted model, not a curated record. Gene Ontology annotation, molecular function: ubiquitin conjugating enzyme binding; zinc ion binding; ubiquitin protein ligase activity. Lineage: Eukaryota; Metazoa; Chordata; Actinopteri; Cypriniformes; Xenocyprididae. Gene Ontology annotation, biological process: proteasome-mediated ubiquitin-dependent protein catabolic process; multicellular organism development. Gene Ontology annotation, cellular component: cytoplasm. The transcript has 2 exons. Bases 180 to 1172 code for a protein of 330 amino acids.
CAAAUCUCCUUCAUCCAAUAGACUCGUUACUCGCUCUCAAACUAUGGCGGCCAUGUUGUAUCCGCGGGGGAUUGGAGGCUGUUCGGAACUGAGUCUGUCUUCAGUCGGGAGUAUAUGGUGAGGCUCUCGGGCUUGAACUCGUCUGGGUUUUACACCAUCAGAGAUCUACACUCCUCGCCAUGAGCCGUCCGUCCUCUACGGGUGGCGCGGCCGGGGGACUCGGAGCUGGUAAAGCAGGAGGAAGUAAGCAUGGAGGUUCUGGAGGAACAACCGCCUCUGCCGCCGCCGCCGCUGCAGCUGCUGCCGCCGCGGCCGCAGCAGCAGCCGCCGCGGGGGUAUCUGGCUCUGUCCCGGGCUCUGGUACUGUGCCCGCGGCCGCUGUAGCCCUUCCAGCCGCUGCCCUACCAGGACAGUCAGCCGAAUUGACAGCGUUGUUUGAAUGCCCGGUGUGUUUCGACUAUGUGCUGCCUCCGAUCUUGCAGUGCCAGGCUGGACACCUGGUUUGUAACCAGUGCCGGCAAAAGCUCAGCUGUUGUCCAACCUGUCGCGGCCCUCUUACGCCGAGCAUAAGGAACUUGGCAAUGGAAAAAGUUGCAUCUACUCUGCCGUUUCCGUGUAAGUAUGCCUCGGCUGGAUGUCUGCUGUCCCUUCACCACAGUGAGAAGCCAGAACACGAAGAAGUGUGCGAGUUUCGCCCAUACACCUGCCCAUGCCCGGGGGCCUCCUGUAAAUGGCAGGGCUCCCUGGAGGCCGUCAUGCCACAUCUCAUGCAUGCCCACAAAUCCAUUACCACCUUACAAGGCGAGGACAUUGUCUUUCUGGCCACGGAUAUCAACCUACCCGGGGCUGUGGACUGGGUCAUGAUGCAGUCAUGUUUUGGCCACCACUUCAUGCUGGUUCUAGAGAAGCAGGAGAAAUACGAGGGACACCAGCAAUUCUUUGCAAUCGUGCUGCUCAUUGGCACGCGAAAGCAAGCAGAGAACUUUGCUUACCGCCUCGAGUUGAACGGCAACCGUAGGCGGCUCACGUGGGAGGCCACGCCACGCUCAAUCCACGAUGGUGUAGCAGCAGCCAUCAUGAACAGUGACUGUCUUGUAUUUGAUACCUCUAUUGCCCACCUGUUUGCAGACAAUGGCAAUCUGGGUAUCAACGUGACCAUCUCCAUGUGCUGAGGUGGCAGCGUUAGGCUUUUUCUAGUAAUCCAAACCUUGGACAACCUCUGCUCCCUAUCAGACUGCAGAUUCUGAAGGCAACAGUUUGGAGAUGUAUACAUUUUGUAUAUUUCUGUUCAAGAGUCAUUUGCUAAACCAACGCAGACUUUCAAGAUUCACUUGUAGGUUAGUAUGGUAGAUAGAUGGCAGGUGUUCUUCUCAAGAUAAAGAGGGGAGUGUGCAGGUGUUGGCAGUCAGUCUAAGUGCAAUUGAGAUUUUCUCUUGUACACCCCAAGGAUUCAAACACCUCAACCUUCAGAAACUUCUGAUUACACCUACAGUAAAGUUCAGGUGUGGAUGACCACAUUUAUUGUCCGGCCCAAAAUCCACAGGAACUUUACAAGUGAAUCUAGCUUCACAGAAUCAAAAUGCUAAAUUGGGAAGAGUCUAGGCAUGAAUGUGUAACAUUUGCCUCAGAAAACCUAUGUGUACAAAAACUGCACUGACAACUUUGGUUUUCCUCUUGGGAUAUUGAGUGGAACCAUGACAAUGUAAAUGGUAAUCCUCUGAAUUUCAUGGUUGUAUAAUGGCUGUACCCAUGGUGGAGAUGGUGUGCAUGGUGGAAAUAAAAUUCACUUGCAAAAAAUGACUACAGAGCCACCAUGUUUGUAAGGCAAGAAUCUUACCUGUUUUUUGUUUUGUUUUGUUUUUUGUUUUGUUUUUUAAACUAUAUCUGUCUUCAAUGUUGCAAGACGUAGAUGAGGACAAUUCUGAAAGUUUGUUAUUUUAUGGUCCUUUGUUAAAACUUACCCAGAGGAGAGAACUGGUUUGUAAUCAACACAGAUUCAACAUCUUCAGCUAUGUGAAAACACAGAACUAUAGCCAACCUGUUCAAAUUUUAUGUUACCCAUGAUCUAAUGCCACAUAAUAAUAUUCCUAGAUAUAUUUGUACAUGAUGCUUGAUUUUUAAAUGAAUAGUUGACCUACCAUUGAUAAAUCUGUCAAUAUUUACUUACCCUCAUUUUGUUUUGUAACACUUUUUGUGGAACACCAAAGCAGAAGUUUAGCAGAAUAUCUCAGCUGUUCUCUUUCAGUACAAUGUACGUGGAUGGAGACCAGGGGUUGCCAAGCUCCAAAAAUGGCAAAAAAGCACCAUACAUGUAGUCCAUACAACUUUACAAAAUUAUAUUGCAAGUCUUCUCAAGCCAUAGCUUUGUGUGAGGAGUGACUGAAACAUGAGUUAUUUUACACUGAAAACCAUGCCUUUAACUUUCAUUGUAUGAAAAAGAACAGCUUGCACAUUUACCUAGAUGACUCCUUUUGUGUUCCAUGGGGUAGAGAAAAUAUAUACGCAUUUCAAACAAUGGGAAAAUGAUGACAGAAUUUUCAUUUUUAAUGAACUAUUCCUUUAAUAUAGGUGUUCCACCUUUGCGUACAUUGUCUUGUCUCCAAUGACUGUAUGUAAAAGAUUUAGCCUGCGCACAAACAACAAUCUGUUAUUUUCCCGUUGAUUAAGUGUUCGCAUUUGACUGGUUUUGUUGUCAUUGUACUUUUCUUUCUUUAUUUUCAAGGUAAUCUGUAAGAUUAAGGAAAGCUUUUGUAAAUAUAUAAACAAGUUUAGUUUUGUUGAUAUUUGUUGUUAUUGUUAAGUCUCUUUAAAAUGAUUUAGUCUAGACAGAAGUUUUGUUUACUCUUUUAAAAACCCACUAAGAUCUGAGCAAUUCCUCACUCUCCCCUUUGGUCAAUGAACCCACAAUGCCUUACUUGUAUACAAACUUAAUCUUUUAGAGUCUGCCUUCUUCUAGGACUCAAGUGUGUCAGGUUCAGGUCACUAUGCUCCAAACCUCCAGUGUCUUGAAAGAGACUUAAAUUUACAAAGUGGCAUUAUGAGUGGGAAGGACAUGGCACAUUCAUAGGUCGUCCUACUUUGCCCCCAAAACCUGCUGCAGUAACAAUUUCACUUAAACUGUUCAAGUAUGGAACCCAGCCUCUUAUCAAAUACCUCUGAUGACUUUGGAGAUGUCUGUGCAGGAAGAGCAUAGAUAUCCCUGAAUGUGGGUGGUUCUGUGAAGAGAUCCCAAGUUUGCUGCACAACUUCACACCUUCAGCUUUAUCUGUCUCCUAUUUCAUUCUCUCUGGAAAAAAAUAAUUUAAAAAUGUAAAUUAAAUGUUUUAUAAAUC